Messenger RNA from Macrosteles quadrilineatus (aster leafhopper), 2607 nucleotides. RefSeq lists its product as uncharacterized. The transcript is spliced from 10 exons. The coding region runs from base 589 to 2550 and encodes 653 amino acids. Lineage: Eukaryota; Metazoa; Arthropoda; Insecta; Hemiptera; Cicadellidae. The record is from RefSeq and is a predicted model, not a curated record.
UUAACUAAUCAAUAGUGUACAGCAGGCUGUUACAUAACUAGAUUUACUAAUGUUGAUUUUUGCCAUUUUAUAUUGUAUAGUACAGUUAAUGAAAGGUUCAUUUUAAAAUGUGUAUCCGGUGUUGAAAUAAUCUAUUUAUUAAUGGUGAGGCGUUCCCGAACCGUGUCAUGUUGAAAACAUCAAGUCAGUUGAUACUUUUGUUUAAUGGUUUAAUGUUUCAUUAACAAAAGUUGCAUAGUAACAGCUGACUAUCGUUACAUGAACACGGUGUCAGCAGUGUCAGAGGCCAGAGUUAUGUCACUCGACGUUGAGCCCGUGUGGGUGAGAUAAUGGAAGUGAUAGUUUUAUUUAUUUACAUCACUUCCGCCGUCAUCGGCCCCGGCGACUGCCGAGCCGAGCGCCGACUAGUCUCGUCUCUCAUUGUAGUGUGCUAGUGCUAGUAGCUUUCACAUUCUCCGCGCGGGGGCAGCACCAGACAGAACACAUGUUUCCGUUAUAUGACGAUAGGUUGCGUUGCUCCGCACCGCUAUCUGGUUAUCAACUAAAUGCAUUACAUGUUCAAUCUAGUAGAGGUGUAUAGUCAAUGAUAUGUGGGCUAUAAUAAGAAUUGUUGAAGACUCGACAUAUGCCGUUGUACCUGUUUCAUGGCUAGUGGAUGACAAUACAUGCUAUUAUCCAGAUGUCGAUAGCAAAACUUUGAAUCUACUUGUGGCCAGAGCCCAGGAACCUGGGACGAAUUGGGAUGUGGUCCUGAUUGAGUUAAUGGAUAAAAACAUUGAUAGCUUUGAAUAUUGCAUGUCAAUCAUUGCCUGCCUCAAGAAAGGUGUGACAUCAGAAAAUGAAAAAGCAAUGAGCAAACGGAAGAAGUCUUCAUCCAUGAAUUCAGAAAGAAGUGAUGACGAAUCAGACUCUUCUUUAGAUGACAUUCAAUCGUUUAAAAAAAUCCAAACGCCGAAAAAAACUCGAACAAUCACCUCAAAACUCGAACCACUUUCCCCAGUGCAAAGUUCUCCUAUCAUUUCGCCUGCUGCGGCUUUAAGGCCUUCAACAGAACAGGUAGAAGUGUGUUCUACCCAAGAGUCAUCCUGCAGACUGCCCAAACAAAGUGAACAUUACUGUGUCUUCAAGUCAAAGGAACAGGUUACAUUGGAGGCAAUAGGGCAUGCUCUCUGUGUAAUAACACGAAAACUUGAAGUUCAGGAAAAUAACUCGUCAUUUCUUAAAGAAGAACUUCGAGCUAUCAGACAGGCUAUUGAAGUAAAAGAAAGAGUUCAAGAUGUCCCGAAUGAACAACUUCAAAACCAUGAAGAAUUAUUUCAAGAACUGCCACUCAAUUCAGUUGAAGAGGUGGAUUUGUUUGAAGAGCAAUUGAAAAGGAAAGAUCUCUUUCAAGCUUGUAUGACAAAUGAUUAUGCCAUUUGCAAGUUACAAGGAGAUGGUGAUGAAAUUGUUAACAUAUGUUCAAAAUGGCUGGUGGACGAGAGUAAUACAUGGUACCCUCCAAAAAGUUAUUACCCUUUCCUGAAAAGGUUGCUGAAGAGGAAGUCAACACCAAGUGAUACAUGGGUCCAAUAUCCAGUGACAGUGAUUUCAUACCAUGGUACUUUUGAGCAAGCAGAGGAAAAGCUGAGAGAAGCCUACGACAUCUCCAAUUCAGGGGGAACAACCAAUUCAAGGAAUGCGGGGAAGAGAAAACAUCUCUCGACGGUGUUUCAUUUUCCAUUUGGUGGCAGCUCUUCAGGAGAGGAAAAUAAUCCCCCUCCAGUGAAAAAGAGCAUGAACACCAGCAGUGGAUAUACACCUAGGCCUUCUCUCGACUGUUCGCCACUAUCUCCUGCAACACCCAUCGACAGUCCAGUUCACACCAGCCAAUCCCCUAACAACCUACCCCCGGUCAACUCUAUUUUUGAAUCCAAUACGCAAGAAAACGUCAACCAACUACUACAGUGUCCAUCACAAGAUGAAGAUAAUUCCCUCAUCAAAAUUCAAUCAACAUUAGAUGAUGUGGCGGCCGAACUAAAAUGCGUAAUGGAGAGGCUGGACCAGUUGACUACCCUGGUCUUACAAAACCUGGUUGCUGAGGACAAUAGUCGAAUCGUCAGCCUGACAGACGCAUUUGGAAGUUUACCACUGAAUGAGAUGAUGACAUUCGAACAGUUUGAGGAAGAACUUGACAACCAAAAAGAAACACAGUUGGUUGAUUUGCUGAGCUGCUUGGGUGGAAGGGACCUACAACACUGCAUCCACCACAUGCUGCGGAGGGUGAUGAUUGACCAGCUAGCAACCAAAUUUUCUUAUUCAGGAAAAACCAUGGCAGCAAAACAUCAAAGCAAGGCAGAGUUUAGGAGGACUAAGCUAUACAAAUGCAUCGUUGCUGCUGCACAGAAGGUUUUUGGGACCAUGGAGGCAUCAGAAGCCAAUGUAGCCAACGUUAUUUCAAAGUGGCUUCAACAGGCCAAGUGCAGGGUGGAAAGAAGAGCGAAAAAACCUGCUGUUAGAAUGGAUGAAAGUCAUGAGGAGCUUCCAUUGCUGAAUGAAGUUCCAUCGUAGUAAAAUUAACUAACUUUAAGUUUAAAGGAAUGUAAAUAAAAAUCUGUUGUCACAAAU